AAAUUAUUUCGUAUAAAGAACAACACUUCAAACGGUUUUUCAUAUUUUAUAUUUAUACAAGAUAUUUCUUGAGCUUUGUUACUUUGCUAAAAAUUUUGUUUCUUUACUAUAGUAAAUUUCUAUCGAUUUUAAAUAUAGUGUAUUAUAAUGUUGGAUAUAUAUUCGCUGCAAUUAAUUAUGUAUAUCUUAUUUAUAUUAAUGAUAUAAUUUUUUUAUCAAUAAUUUUCAUAGAAUCUUUUAUUUGAGAACAGCAACAAUAUUAAAAAUAUAUAUGAUUGCCAAUACGUUGAAUAGAUAUGAAUGCUAAAAAGAAGUGUCGCAUAAAAAUAGCAAACGUGAAAAUGAAGAGAAUUUGCAGUUUUACAUUUUGGAGAAUAAAUUUUAUAUCGCAUAAUUUAUUCGUAUUGCAGGAAAAGUCAAAAAAACACACAUAGUAGCAUUCCACAACCAAUCAAGUUUUGCAUCAUACGUGCAUUUAUUGGUGGUAACAUUGAAAACAAAAUGUAAUAUCUAUUCAUAUCUUGUGACAGAGAUUAUCCAACAGGGAUAAAAAUAUAUUUACAUUCAACUAAAUAAAAAAAUUUUUUUAACAAGCUUUAUUUGGCAACAGAGCUAUGAUGUCAAAUGCUAAAUGUCAGAUGCAGUGAAAAAAACCCGCAUUAUAAUUUAAAUUGAUUAAAUGGAUUUACUUAAGACAUGAGGAUAUAAGAUAAAAGAAUAUCAAUUAAACUAUAAAAAGAUCAAAAUUUGAUUGAAAAAUGUAAAAAGCCAUGCAAUAAAGAAAAUUUCAAUGCAACCACUCAAAAUAAAUUUUCAUAUGUUGUCGUAACAAAGGAUACUAUUGUUACGCAUUGUUUAACAAAAUACUAAAAAAUAAUUCUUAUAGUUCAAUAAUUCUAGGAAAACUAGCGGAAAUUAACAUUGAUCGUUUCAAUAAUAAGAAAAUGUCAUAUAUAUAUAUAUAUAUAAAGCGAAGAAAGUAAGGAAUGACAAGAACAUUAUUUUUAUGUCACAAUAUAAUAGAAGUAGCUAUGUGUAAAAUAUUGUACAUAGUAUAGACUAGUGGAAAGGAAAAUAUUGUGAAUAUUUGACUUAUAUAAUUACACCAAUUUGUCUAUAAAAUAUCAUCUGCGAUAUACAUCCUCGCUACUUAUUCACGAAUGAAAACUGUGCAGUGAGAAGAGAAGGAAGAAUAGGCUGUGUAAAAUAUAACGACGAGAGAAGACGUUUACACGAACUUUUUCCUAAAUCUUCAUUUCAUGGUAAUCCGAUGUCUUAUAUAAUUAAUAUAUAGAAUAAUUCUGUAUUUGUAAUAAAUCUCUGAUGUGAGAAACUGUAAUAGACUUCGAUUUAUAUAUACAAAAAAAUUAUUCGCGUAUGAAUAAAAUGAAUUCAAGAUUUCAGCGAAAAAUAGCAGUAUAUUAAUAUUGAAAAUGAGGAGAUUGAGAUAUCUGGAAGCAUAUUUACGAUGACAGCGCUAAUCAAAACUUUUAAAUCUGCCAUAUAGCGUCUUUUUAACAGGACGCAUACUUAAGUAAACCUUAUGCGAAUGGACGGAUUUUGAUCCAUCGCGGAUUAUUUUACCAUAAAUUCAAGUAUUUUAUUUUAUUAGCGGAGACGACGCAAUGACGUCAUUGAAUCUUGGGUCGAUCAAAAUUCGUUUUAAGAAACGCUAUAAAAAAAACUCGUUCUAAAAAAAACCAAGGAUUUCACUUUCAUAUAUUUCGGGGAUUUUCCAUUAUCAAUUGUCACAGACAUAUGACAACAGCCUGUAUCGUACAGUACAUUUUGUUUCAUAGGCAAGGUAUAUUUUUUUUUAUUUCGUCGUAGCACAUGAAAAGUUUUGUAGCUUUACCGGCUUUAGCUUCAGUCGUGCAUAACUUCGCCGCAGAAUUUUCUUACAAUAUCGUGAAGUGUAUAUCGUAAAUUGUAAAAUAAGAACGCUAAAUUCUUUAUACAAAUUAAGCAGUAUUUCCGUUGAGAUUUUCGCAUGGUAACAAUCGAACUGUCAGAUUGAAAACAAACAAUCGAACGCGUGUUAUAAAAGCGCUCUACACAACCAUGGCUACGUUCCGUAAAGCGCAUAUACACGAUUCUCAAUUGUGUAUGUGUUGCUCGGGUCUUUUAUCUGCCAGCUCUGUGCAUUACCAUAUUAAUAAACAACGGUGUUUAUUUCUCCUGAAAGUCAAAGUUCACAAUGGCAGCCCUUAAAUCGAAAAAUGAUGAACAAGGAUUACAUAAAAUCCAACCAAAAAAGAUAUUCGAGUAUCUCAACGCAUAUGUCGUGGGGCAGGAGUAUGCAAAAAAAGUACUCAGUGUUGCUAUUUAUAAUCAUUAUAAACGAAUUUACAAGAAUCUACCUGUACAAAAAUUACAAACAAACGCUGAUUUGCAAAAGAAAGAGAAAAAAGAAGAUUGCAUGUAUAAAGAUGUUUAUAGAAACAUAAAAGUUGCAGAAGUGAAACAGAAAUCUAUGUUAGACAGCAAAGAACAGCUUAAAUUGAAGAAAAAUAAUAUAAUGUUAAUCGGUCCAACAGGCUCUGGAAAAACGUUACUCGCACAAAAAAUGGCGGAAUUUCUAAAUGUUCCAUUUGCUAUCUGUGAUUGUAGUAGUCUUACACAAAGUGGAUAUAUAGGGGAAGAUGUAGACAGCAUCGUCGAACAGCUUUACCACAAUGCUAAUAAUGAUGUAAAUCGUACCGAAGUGGGCAUUAUUUUUCUAGAUGAAGUUGACAAAAUAGCAGCUACCAGAGGUGUCUGCCAUGACGUAGCUGGAAGAGGUGUCCAACAAGAAUUGUUAAAAAUAUUGGAAGGAAAAAUCGUAAGCAUAGGGAAAAAAUACAAGCGUUUUAGUGAAAAUGUUGGAAGUGAUGUACAAGUGGACACUACAAAUAUUCUUUUUAUCGCGUCCGGUGCUUACAGUGAGAUAAACAAGCUAAUCAUGCACCGCAUAUACAAAGAUCUCGAAGUUGAUGAGAACGAUUCCACAGAGAGCAAUAAUAAAAAGAAUAAUAUACUACUGCAAGUUCAAACGAAAGAUCUUAUCAAAUUCGGCAUGAUACCUGAAUUUAUUGGCAGAUUUCCUGUGCUCGUGCCCUUCCACGCUCUGGACAAGGACAUAUUAUUAAGAAUUCUUACGGAACCGAAAGAUGCGAUUAUUUUUCAAUACCAGGAGUUGUUCUCAAUGGAUAAGGUGAAAUUGACGUUUGAUUCUGAAGCCUUAAAAGCAAUUGUCUCCUUCGCAAUUGAAAAGAAAACGGGAGCGCGAGGUCUUCCAGCGAUAAUGGAGGCUUUACUCUUAGAACCCAUGUUUGAAAUACCGGGAAGCGAUAUAAUGUCGGUUCACAUAACAGAACAGUGUGUGAAAGGCCUAGAGAAACCACAGUACAUGAGAAAAAACGACAGAGAGGAUGAUAAUAAUGAGAAUACUGAUAAUAAUGAGAAUACUGAUGAUAAUAAGAAUACUGAUAAUAAUAAGAAUACUGACAAUACUGAAGAAUAAUUAAAGGAUAUAUUUUGAUUUUUGUUUUCUCUGUAGAAAAAGUUUAAGUUUUAUUUUCAGGUAAAAAUUAAAUAAGAAU
This is a messenger RNA of Linepithema humile (Argentine ant), 3581 nucleotides long. RefSeq names its product ATP-dependent Clp protease ATP-binding subunit clpX-like, mitochondrial. Gene Ontology annotation, cellular component: mitochondrial matrix. Gene Ontology annotation, biological process: protein folding. Gene Ontology annotation, molecular function: ATP binding; ATP hydrolysis activity; ATP-dependent protein folding chaperone. NCBI's taxonomy places the organism in Eukaryota, Metazoa, Arthropoda, Insecta, Hymenoptera, Formicidae. The record is from RefSeq and is a predicted model, not a curated record.